Messenger RNA from Elephantulus edwardii (Cape elephant shrew), 2725 nucleotides. RefSeq names its product SH3 and PX domains 2B (gene SH3PXD2B). Gene Ontology annotation, molecular function: protein binding; phosphatidylinositol binding; superoxide-generating NADPH oxidase activator activity. The coding region runs from base 1 to 2724 and encodes 907 amino acids. NCBI's taxonomy places the organism in Eukaryota, Metazoa, Chordata, Mammalia, Macroscelidea, Macroscelididae. The record is from RefSeq and is a predicted model, not a curated record. The transcript is spliced from 13 exons. Gene Ontology annotation, biological process: superoxide anion generation.
AUGCCGCCGCGGCGCAGCAUCGUGGAGGUGAAGGUGCUGGACGUGCAGAAGCGGCGGGUUCCCAACAAGCAUUAUGUCUACAUCAUCCGAGUCACAUGGUCCAGCGGCUCCACUGAGGCCAUUUACCGGCGCUACAGCAAGUUCUUUGACCUCCAGAUGCAAAUGUUGGACAAAUUUCCUAUGGAAGGAGGACAGAAGGACCCCAAACAGCGGAUCAUUCCCUUCCUACCAGGCAAAAUUCUCUUCCGGAGAAGUCAUAUCCGGGACGUGGCAGUCAAACGCCUGAUACCAAUUGAUGAGUACUGUAAGGCCCUGAUCCAGCUGCCCCCCUAUAUCUCUCAGUGUGAUGAGGUGCUUCAGUUCUUUGAGACAAGACCCGAGGACUUGAAUCCCCCUAAAGAAGAGCACAUUGGAAAAAAGAAGUCAGGGAGUGACCUGGCCUCAGUGGACCCCUUGGUCUUGGAGCAGUAUGUGGUUGUGGCAAACUACCAGAAGCAGGAGAGCUCGGAGAUCAGCCUGAGCGUGGGGCAGGUGGUGGACAUCAUCGAGAAGAAUGAGUCAGGUUGGUGGUUCGUCAGCACCGCAGAGGAGCAAGGCUGGGUCCCUGCGACCUGUCUUGAAGGGCAGGAUGGUGUGCAGGAUGAGUUUUCCCUACAGCCUGAAGAAGAAGAGAAGUACACGGUCAUCUACCCAUACACAGCCCGUGACCAGGAUGAAAUUAACCUGGAAAGAGGGGCCAUGGUGGAGGUUAUCCAGAAAAACCUGGAAGGCUGGUGGAAGAUCAGGUACCAGGGUAAAGAGGGCUGGGCCCCCGCCUCCUACCUAAAGAAGAGCAGUGGUGAGCCCUUGCCCCCAAAACUGGGCCCCGGCUACGCAGCCCACUCAAAUGUCCCUGACCCGGACGGCAUUUCCCGGCAGCUGAACGCGGUGGGCCGGGAGAAGGAGCUGCUCAACAACCAGAGGGAUGGCCGGUUCGAGGGCCGCUUGGCACCUGAAGGCGACAUGAAGCAGAGGUCACCAAAGAUGAGGCAGAGACCCCCUCCUCGCCGGGACAUGACCAUACCUCGAGGUCUGAACCUGCCGAAACCUCCCAUCCCACCCCAAGUGGAGGAAGAAUAUUACACCAUUGCCGAAUUCCAGACAACCAUCCCCGACGGCAUCAGCUUCCAGGCCGGCCUGAAGGUCGAGGUGAUUGAGAAGAAUUUGAGUGGCUGGUGGUACAUUCAGAUUGAAGAUAAGGAAGGAUGGGCCCCAGCCACCUUCAUUGACAAAUACAAGAAAACCAGCAAUGCAUCAAGACCCAACUUCCUGGCUCCUCUGCCCAAUGAGGUGACCCAGCUGCGGCUUGGGGACACAGCAGCAGUGGAGAACAGCUCAGGUGGGGAAGCGCCCGGCCCCUGCAGGCCCCUGCCUGAUACACCUCAUGGUAGUGUGGACUCUGGGGUGCCAUGGUCCAAAGACUGGAAGAGCGGCAAAGAGGGCCUGAAGAAGGUGUCUGCAGACCUGGUUGUGUCGACAGGCUAUGAAGAGAUCUCAGACCCUGACCUAGAGGAGAAGCCCAGCCUGCCCCCCCGGAAGGAGUCCAUCAUCAAGUCCGAAGGGGAGCUGCAGGAGAGGGAGCGGCAGAGGCUGGAGCAGCUCCGGGGCUCUUCACCCAAGCCUCCUGGCAUGAUCUUGCCAAUGAUCCCAGCCAAGCAUGGCUCCCCAGCCCGGGACAGCAGGAGGCCAGAGCCCAAACCUGACAAAAGCAAAUUGUUCCAGCUGAAAAAUGAGAUGGGGCUAGAGUGUGGCCACAAGGUAUUGGCCAAGGAAGUGAAGAAGCCCAACCUCCGGCCUAUCUCCAAGACCAAAGCUGAUCCACCAGAGGAGAAGCCAGAAGCUGUUUCCCAGAACCCCUUUUUGAAGUCCAAACCUCAGGUUAGGCCCAAGCCAGCGCCUUCCCUCAAGACAGAGCCACCUCAGGGCGAAGACCAAGUGGACAUCUGUAACCUCAGGAGUAAGCUUAGGCCUGCCAGGUCCCAAGAUAGAGCAUCAUUGGAUGGGGAGAGUCACCAGGCUGUGGGGGCCCCCGACCUGGCUUUUAGCCGCAGCUUCCUCCCAGGGGAGGGGCCUGGCCGCACGCAGGAGAGGACAAGCAGACAGGACGGGCUUGGCCCAAAGGAGAUGGCCUCCAGGGCCCCACCCCGGCCAGCCAAGACGGCAGAGCCUGUGUCUAAGAGCGUCCCUGUCCCUUUCCAGGAAGCCCCCCAGCAGAGGCCUGUUGUCCCACCCCGAAGACCACCACCACCUAAGAAAGCCUCCUCGUCAUCCCGGCCCCUCCCAGAGGUGAGAGGACCACAGCGUGAAGCCAGUGAAGGCAAAGCAGCUCCUGCCCCCAGCCGGGCCCUGCUCAUCCCUCCCAAAGCGAGGCCUUUUCUCACCAACUCCUCAGGAGGCCAAGACGACAUGAGAGGCAAAGGCAUGCUGGGGCCCCGGAUGGCAGGCCGGAUUGGAGAAAGCAGAGAGAAAGUGGCACCCUUCCCCAGCCCCGACAGCCUGAAGGACUCUUUGUAUGUGGCCGUGGCUAAUUUUGAUGGCGAUGAAGACACCAGCAGCUUCCAGGAGGGGACCGUGUUUGAAGUCCGAGAAAAGAACAGCAGUGGCUGGUGGUUCUGCCAGGUCCUGAGCGGGGCCCCUUCCUGGGAAGGGUGGAUUCCUUCCAACUAUCUGAGAAAGAAGCUGUAGC